Scylla paramamosain (green mud crab) is the source of this 5591-nucleotide messenger RNA. RefSeq lists its product as uncharacterized. The record is from RefSeq and is a predicted model, not a curated record. NCBI's taxonomy places the organism in Eukaryota, Metazoa, Arthropoda, Malacostraca, Decapoda, Portunidae. The transcript is spliced from 6 exons. The coding region runs from base 638 to 2005 and encodes 455 amino acids. Gene Ontology annotation, molecular function: epidermal growth factor receptor binding; receptor ligand activity. Gene Ontology annotation, biological process: epidermal growth factor receptor signaling pathway.
ACACUUAGCUAACAAUAGUUUCGAUUAAUUCAUCUUCCGCAACAUUUGUAGCCUCAUUAGAGCAAGAUGUUGAAUGCAUUGUGGGGAUAAAUGAGCGGCCCGUGAAGGCGAGCGUGGUGGCCUGUGGUCGCCAGCUGCCAGCAGCAGGCGGCCCACGAGGACGGUGGUCGGUAGAGGAGCGGCAGCCGCAGCGCCUCAGAUGAUGAUGAGUAGUGGCGGAGCGAGGUUCUGCGCGCGGCUCCUCCAUCCCUCCCUCCUACACCGCUUUUAAGUCACAUUUUCGAGGCCUGUGGGUGAAAUUAUUGGCAUGUUACACGAAUAUGAAACGCAGUGUGCUGCCCUGUGCACCGAUAUGUAACUUCCAAGUGCUCGGAGCGAAUUUGGAAGUUGUGAAAGUCUGCCGGAAAAGGCGCUUUUCUGUGCGUUUUGGUUCGCAGUGUUAAAACCGCCGCCCCUCCCCCCUUACCACCACCUGGUGCCUCCCCGCUGGAAAGGGGCAGAAAACCACCGCUCACGCCCUGGAAAAUGUGCUUGCGACCCCCGGACCGUGUGAUUCCUUGUGCGUCCCUCUGACCGACGACUAUGAAUCCUGAUUAGCGGCCUUCGGUUCCCAGUGCUCCGAGAGGGUUGGAUCAGAAUGUGUAGUGAGGCGGGUGCCGGCGUGACUUCGUGCCGCCCACACCACCAUGGAGGGCCGCGUGAGGAGGCCCCCGUGUCCACCACCACCACCACCACCAGCACUGUGGAGGAGGUGUGGAAUCAAACUCAGCGGCUGAUGGAGGAAUCUGAACAUCUCUUCAGGAUCAUGACCCACGUCUGUUCCCACCCGCGGUCCGGCGGCCCCACCUGUCUGUGUGUCGCCCAGUACUCUCAAGGUUGUUGGCGACGAUGCAGUGUGGACGACGCCGAGGACGACAGACGAGGUGUCCAGCAGCAGCAGCAGCAGCAGCACUCCGCCUGUUGUGAGGGGUGCAUGGGCCCCUGCAGGACCCAGCAGAAGGCGAGGGUGCAGCAGCAGCAACAACACCAACAAUACCAGGGGGAGGAAGAGCCGUGCCGAUGUCGGGGUCCAGGGCCUCGGUGGCGAUGGCGGCGGGGCGGGUGUCAGUGUGGGCAGUGUGAGGACUGUAUCAAUAUGGACACCUGGGGCGGGACGGGUCUGUCUCCCGCCCACCAGUGCUACUGCCCCGCUCCCACCACGCCCACGCCGCCCACCUCCACCACCUCCACCUCAACCCCAACCUACACUACCACACCUAACACCACCACUACCACCACCACCACCACCAAAACCCCCGCCGCCGCCUCCACACCCGCGCGCAGGUGGAGAAGCGGCGGCCUGCCCUCGCCCCCUUCGAUACUCACCGUGCUCCUACUACUAGUCGCCGCCCUAGCCAGGUUCACAGAGGGGUGCUCCUCCCGCUCCACGCCCAAGCCUCGGCCGCCGUCACCCACCAUGCGGCCCAACAUAACAUUCCAAACCUUUGCCUGCCCGCCCGCCUACGCCGCCUGGUACUGCCUCAACGGCGCCACCUGCUUUACCGUCAAGAUUGGGGAGUCUAUUCUCUACAACUGCGAGUGUGCUGACGGCUACAUGGGCCAGCGGUGUGAAUUCAAGGACCUGGAUGGGUCAUACCUCCACACGCGGGAGAAGGUGCUGCUGGAGACUGCUUCCAUUGCCGGGGGCGCCACUGUGGCCUGUGUGCUGGUGUUUGUGGUGCUCUUUGCUGUGUACGUCUUCAUGCAGAAGGACAAGGACAAGCGCUGCAGGGACUUGGACAACGGACGAGACAACGACCAGCAGCCAUUCUCAGGCUACAAACACCCUCGCCCUGAAAUAAUUCGAACAAUUACCAACCCUUAUGCCCGCACUUUAGAGGACCUAAGCUAUGUAGAAGUGCAGCCCUCAAAGCCUGCUACCAGCCCAGGGGAUAAAAAAGAGGCCAUCAGUUCCUCCACUGUACCUGUCAGUGACACCUGCAGCCCCAGCAGUGGCCCCUCAUAGUGACACAGCUGCCUCACUCCCCAGCCCUGCCCUCACACAUCUGUUGCUUUGUGAAUGUUACAUGCAUGACCUGGAGGACAUUAUUUAAGCCUUUACUUGCUGCACAGAGUAGUGUGAACUUCUCUUGGUGCUUAAUAAUUACUCAUCCAACUUAGAUGUCUCAUUUUGUUAGCUUAGGAGGGAUUACUGAGUAGCAUGUAUGUGGCUGGCUACUCUGGCCAACCAAAUUGUAGACACACAAAAUUUUUAUGUCCUCUCUAUGUGAGUGGGUGAUAGGCAUUUAGCUAAGUGUGCACAGCCUGUGUUGCUGCUGAUGGUGAAUGUGACACAUACUCAGUUAUCUCAAGAUGCCUGCUGUGCUGUCUUUUAGAUUCAGAGUAAUAUAUAUAUAAUAUUUUAGUGUCUACCAUAUAUAUGGUCUGCCUUGUGUACAUAUGGAUAGCAGUGUUCUUCAAGGUGCCUGUCUGCACACAUGCCCUCCAUAAGUAGGCAUAAGGGCUGCUUUAGUUAUCACAAACAUCCACUGUCUCAUGUACUAGGCCAGGCCCUGGUUCAUCCCACGAUGAAGUAGGUCACCUCGAGUAUACUUCUCUUGUGUCACAACCGUCCAGAUGGUACUUAUGUAAUUUAAUUUAUAUGUAGAAUCCAAAGAUUAACAGCAUUCAUUUAUGUAGCCUUUUAUGCUUGUAUGUAAAGGUUUAGGUGCACAGUUUAUUUUCUUAUAUGUGUUUCUCAUUUUCUUUACAUGCUGUGCUUUGAUAUUGUAUCACUGUACAUUCCCAGCUUAACAGUUACCCUUAUGUAAGGGUCUGGCAGGCCUUUAGCCACCUAUUCCAGACAAUUCCAUUAGGUCCGUUCCAGUGCUGUGGACUCCAGUAGUGGUCGUUGUUUUCAGGACAUCUGCAGACUUACACUGAAAUAAGGUUUGAAUUUUGCUUUAGAAUCAGUGUGACAUUAUACAGUGUUGUUGUGGCCAGAGUGACCAUUAUAUGAAAGAGUUGACUGCACCUACUGUAGUCUCAAACGCCACAGUCGAGUUCUUCAGGAUCAUUUUAAUGAUACUUUUCAGGAUGACUCUUGUCUCCUCUGUUCUCAGUUAGUCUUUUCAUUUUUUUCUUUAUUUUUAUUAUUAUUAUUAUUAUUAUUAUUAUUUAUUUUUUUUUUUAUGGUUGUUGUUGAUAGAGCAAGAAUGCUCUAGAGCCAGAGCAUUAUAUAGACUCCCUGACAUGGGGCAGUGUAAGUGUGUUUUGUUAUUUAUCUGUGUUUGUGUUUAGCACUGCCAGCCAGCCAGCCAGCCAGCCAGCAUUAUACGUUAUUACUUUGUAUUAUGGAUUUCCAGUUUUAGGGUAGGAAGACAGUGUACAUAUUGUAAAGAACCCAAACAGAACUGGGGGUGAGGUUGCCAGAGUUGCUGUGUGAUGAUCUUGAUGUUGCUUCAUGUUUCCACUUGAUUAUUGCAUUUAGCUCCCCUCCUCAUUUUCCUGAGUAACUCUGGUAACUUUUCCUGGAGGAGCUAUAUACUGCUUAGUUUGUAACAUUUGUAUAUAAAACUAGCAAAUUAUUUGCUUAACGCUGUUCAGCUUUUUGUGUAAGAUUCCUUGAUUUUUUUUGUAACUUUUGAUUAUUCCUGAUAGAGUAUUGAUUAUUGCAAAACAUUAUAUAUUGUAAGGUCAGAUUUCCAAGUGAAUGAGUCACUCUGAGCACUGCUACCGCAUUAAUAUACCUCGCAAGUUGUUCUGGGUAUGAAGAUGUUUUUAUUAUCUUGUAGUUAUUUGUGUCUUUAUCACGGAUGAACUAUUUCACAGUUAUUACUUCUGUUGUUCUGUUUCACUACUUGGCACUGUUCUUGCUUACUGGUGCUCACAAGCUGCUGGCAUUCAUUUUAUUGGAUGGAAAGUUACAAUGUUUAGAGGCUGUUUCCCUUCAUACUGAGAACAAUUUAAUUAGUAGCAAUGCUCAAGGUGAUGACAAUUCUUUGGGUCAAUAGUGUCAAGAUUCCCUGGAACUGCAUAUCAAAUUCUUAGCAGUUAGUUACUGCAGUUGUGAAUGGGCAUAACACAGCUUGUGAAGGUUCCUAUCGUGGUGUAAUUGUAAUUUUUUAGGGGUAUUUCCUAAGGCAACUUGUGCUCAGUAUGUCACAAAGGUGGUCUACUUACAAAAGUUGUUCCUCUGAGGAAUAGUGUUAGUAGCAUUUAGCAACCCACCAUGUUUAUGUGCUUGUCAGUCAGUGUAAAGCUUCAGUAUUUUCUUGCCUCUCCCCUGAUCAUGAAUAUACCUGGCUUCCAUGUUGACCCCCAGAGGAAUACUAGUACUUAGUUGUCACCCUUGUGUGGAGGCGUUGUUGUCGACACUGCAGUGUUGUGAGGUGUGUUGUGUCCAAAGAGUCAGUCCCAGUAAGCACCCUUGCAUUGUUUGCAUCAUUAGAGCCUUUUGUUUGUAGCAAGCUAGAUGGAGCAACAUGAGAAAAAAAUCUGAGCCACAAAAUAGUAUUUAACAUUCAGUAAAUGCAGAAUCCACAUUGAAGGGAUAGGGGCCUUUGGUGUUUCUCUUGCCUCACUACCUCUGAUAUGCCUUGCUAGUCCACAAAAAGCAGCUUUAACAUCAUAUGCAGAUACUCAGUCCUGUACACUGUGCAGGGUUUGCACUUUAGUUGUCACUACACCAGUUUACAGUAUUUUCCCCAUAGGGCCAGGAAACCAUUUAGGAAGCUAUAAUGCAAGUUGCAUAAUUUUAGGUAACCAUAAAUAUUAUAUUUUCUUGCUUCCCUGUACCUUUACUCUGAGGCUAUUUGGUAACUUAUGUUUGAUGUGGAUUUUUUAAGAAAAGUGUAAGUUUCCUAGAUGUAUUAAGUAAUUGUACUUUUUUUAAUCCAGAUUGUGGAUUUUCCAAAAAUGUUGAGGUGUACUUCUCAAACACGCUGAGUAAGAGUUGUACAUCUCCACCUUGACCACUUGUGUAGUGCUGUAGUUCAGACUAUUAUUCACAGUACCCUAGGUUACUGUCUUUGUGAAUGUGAAUGAUGAAAAAUAAAACCUAAAUUUAUCAGGCAUAGGCAAAAUUCCUUGUUCUGAAAUGAGAGGCAAAAUAAAGCAUCUUGCGAGCAUUUCCAAAGAUAGAGUGGAUGUUGCCUCACAUACACACACACACAUCCUUAAAGGAAGCAAGUAAUGUUGAUGUGCUUCUGUCCACCACCAGUAGACUAAAGUGCACCUCUGGAUUCUGUUUCCUCUUGUCUCAGUAAAACCUUAGAGUGCAUUAACACGUGUCUGGCUACGGAGAGGCACCAAGCUAGCGGGUUGUAUUACUGAAUUAGAAGAUAAUCGGUGAAUGUAGAUUAACGUGUCAUAUAAGCAGUCUUGUGUUUUAUUAUUUUUAUGUAAAAACAAGAAUCCCUCGUACAUUUUUCAAGAUUAAAAAUAAUGUUUUGAUUCCAGUUGAUUGUAGCUUUAUUAACAAAAGGGACUUGGAAAUGAAUGAUAGCAGCUGAUUGUCUGUACAGGAAAAUGAAACAAUAUUGUUAUCUAGUGUAUUUUAUUUUAUCAAGUUACUGUCCAUAGAUGAAAUAAAGAAUUUGUUACAGCAGGCA